Xiphias gladius (swordfish) is the source of this 2378-nucleotide messenger RNA. Its product is annotated as fibulin-7. The transcript is spliced from 9 exons. Bases 133 to 1545 code for a protein of 470 amino acids. Gene Ontology annotation, molecular function: calcium ion binding. The record is from RefSeq and is a predicted model, not a curated record. Lineage: Eukaryota; Metazoa; Chordata; Actinopteri; Istiophoriformes; Xiphiidae.
UCUUUAUUGCUUUAUUAUUAGCUACGUAUUUCUCCCCCUUUUUCUUUUUUUCUUUUUUCUUUUUUACGCUCGCGGGCUCACGCCGGCUCACGCGCGCGCACGCACGCACAACGCACACGACCAUUGGCUGAAAUGGACUUCACGUUCACGUGCAGUCCCGUCGUGUACCACCAGGUGUCGGCCCGACUCUACACAUCCCAUCCUAAAAGACUCGUCCAUGCCUUGCUCUUACAGGGGUGUUUGCUUUUGCUGUGUUUGGCAGCUAUCCAGAGUGGUCAUGCUGCAGUCCAGACGUGCAUGGAUAAGCACCAGGUGGUUGGGGUGCUCCGUCAAAUGGAGAAGUUUCUGAAAGGCCAGGAGAUGCGAUUUACAGAGGGUCUCAGGAUCAUGAAGUCAAAGCUGGCAACGCUUCAGAACUCUGUCUCCAAGUUACCUCAGGCAGACCAGUCAGCUGCUCCCACCACCUGCCCCUCCCUGGAAGCCCCUGCUCAUGGAACCAAGUUUGGAUCAAAGUAUUUUGUUGGACAUGAGGUCCAUUUCACUUGUUCCCAGGGCUACCAUCUUGUCGGUUCUGCCACACGUGUUUGUCGGGACAAUGGCACUUGGACUGGCAUUAGUGCUGUUUGUAAAGAUAUUAGUGAGUGUGCAAGUAAUCCCUGCCAAAAUGGAGGUACCUGUGUGGACGGUGUGAACCAGUACAAAUGCAACUGCCCCCAGAAUUGGAGUGGCUCUCACUGCCAGCACCAAACCCAGACAGCACCACCUGAGUGGAGUGUUAUGAAUGAUCCAGCAUUCAGCCGGAGACCUCGCUGUGCCCAAGUGAACCGAGCCCAACACUGCAGCUGCGAUGCAGGCUUUCACAUGAGUGGCACCUCUGACAACAGUAUCUGUCAGGAUGUAAAUGAGUGUGAAGUGUACCGGCUGGACCAAGGAGGGAAGCUGUGUGUCCACGAGUGUGUGAAUGUCCCGGGCUCAUACCACUGCUCUUGCCCCAGCGGCUACAAGUUGCUCCCAGAUGGGCGUAGCUGUGAGGAUGUGGACGAAUGUUUAAGCCAGCAGCACAACUGUAGCCGAGGGACAACUUGUAUCAACACGGGAGGAGGCUUUCAGUGCGUCAACCCAGAGUGUCCCCGUUCUCAUGGCAACAUCAGCUAUGUCAAGACAUCUUCCUUUCAGUGUGAGAGAAACCCUUGCCCCAUGAACAGCCGUUCCUGCCACCUGGCUCCUAAGACCGUGUCCUUCCACUACCUCUCUCUGCCCUCCAACCUGCAGACUCCUGCCACGCUUUUUCGAAUGGCGACCGCAGCCGCCCCUGGGCGCACCGGGCCGGACAGCCUGCGCUUCGGCAUAGUGAGCGGAAACGCCCGUGGCAUCUUCGUCAUGCAGCGUUCAGACAGACAGACUGGUGAGCUGAUACUGGUCCAGCAGCUGCGCGGGCCACAGGAGAUCAGCAUUGACGUGGACAUGUCUGAGUACAGCGACCGCACCUUUCAGGCCAAGCAUGUGGCCAGGGUCCACGUUUUGGUUUCACCUUACAACUUCUGAGAGAAAGGCUUGAAAGGAGAAAAACUAGAAACAGAAAGGUUAAGAGGAACAAGACAGAGUGUGUAAGGGGCACUGAUCUUUCUGAUACCGUUUCUUCCUCCCCUGUCAGAAAUGAAUAUGUCCGAGCUCCCAGUCGCAAACCAGCAUUUGUUUAGUGGCCAUAUUAUCAAAAGAGUGAGAGAGUGACUAGCCAAUAUUUAAAAGUUAUUAAUAUGAAUAUAACAGUAUAUGGCAAAACACAUCAUAGAUGCUUCUAGUAGUAUACUUCAAGUAUUGUCAGUAUGAUCUAGGACUAAUCAUGUUUGACUGAGUGAGUCUGAAUGCAUGAAAACUAGCUAAACAAAAGCAUAAUGAAUGGGUUGGGAGAGAUGGAUAACUGUUUUUGCCAUUACUGUUGCUUUAUGUUUGUAUUUUUAUGUCCAUCAUAGAUUAUGUCUGAGUAGCUCCGGGUCAGGCCCUGGGGCUGAUGCACUGCCCUCGUUUUACGGAUGAUCAGUCCCUUGAAGACAUUAGUGCUCCUGUGGCUCUAAUUUAUUGGAAAUAUUGUUGCUGGUUUUUACAUUGUAACAUACUGUACGCCACAUGUUUAUCUUCCAUCAUAUACUGUAUAUUUGUUUUUUUUGUACUAGCUUGCUUUGUUUGGGACACCAGUCAUUAUACUAAGGGAGUUUUUUUUUUAAACAGUAAAUGCAAUACUGUACCUGGGCAUAUUUCCUCUAAUACUCAUAUUCUGUAUGUUACCCAGAAAUAGCCUCAUUAUAAUCUAAAUCAUAGAUUAUUCGGCAAGCUUGCCAAUGCACUAUAUAAUUUAUCUGGAAUUUUAAUUGUCUCUG